AUGAGCUUUCAAGAUCUUGAAGCGGGCAGGGGAGCGGGGACCCGGAGAGGGUUUGUAAAUGGGAAGCAGGACCCGACCCAGGCGGUGGCCUCCGGUAUAUUUCAGAUCAACACGGCGGUUUCCACCUUCCAGCGCCUCGUUAAUGCCAUCGGCACUCCCAAGGAUACGCCUGAGCUCCGGGAAAAGCUGCAUAAAACUCGGCUACAUAUUGGACAGUUGGUGAAGGAUACCUCAGCUAAACUUAAGCUAGCCAGUGAAACAGACCAUCGUGCUGAAGUCAGUACAAACAAGAAAAUAACAGAUGCUAAACUUGCAAAAGAUUUUCAAGCUGUUCUAAAGGAGUUCCAGAAGGCACAGCGGCUAGCGGCUGAGAGGGAGACAUCAUAUACUCCUUUUGUCCCUCAGGCAGUACUUCCCUCUAGCUACACUGCUUCUGAAAUUGAUGUGAGUUUAGAUAAGACUCCAGAACAGCGUGCUCUCCUUGUUGAAUCUAGAAGACAGGAGGUUUUGCUGUUGGACAAUGAGAUUGCCUUCAAUGAGGCCAUUAUAGAUGAAAGAGAGCAGGGUAUACAAGAGAUACAACAACAAAUUGGUGAAGUGAAUGAGAUUUUCAAGGAUCUUGCUGUACUAGUUCACGAGCAAGGAACUAUGAUAGAUGACAUUGGCUCCAACAUUGAGGGUGCUCAUGCUGCAACUGCUCAGGGAAAAUCCCAGUUGGUCAAAGCAGCUAAAACCCAGCGGUCGAAUUCAUCUCUGACUUGCCUACUGCUAGUGAUAUUCGGCAUCGUUCUUCUCAUAGUGAUUAUAGUACUUGCUGCCUGA
This is a messenger RNA of Striga hermonthica, 822 nucleotides long. The record is from the annotation of a GenBank genome assembly. Lineage: Eukaryota; Viridiplantae; Streptophyta; Magnoliopsida; Lamiales; Orobanchaceae.